This is a messenger RNA of Mustela lutreola (European mink), 2680 nucleotides long. Its product is annotated as zinc finger protein 84-like. The record is from RefSeq and is a predicted model, not a curated record. Gene Ontology annotation, biological process: negative regulation of transcription by RNA polymerase II. NCBI's taxonomy places the organism in Eukaryota, Metazoa, Chordata, Mammalia, Carnivora, Mustelidae. Gene Ontology annotation, molecular function: DNA-binding transcription repressor activity, RNA polymerase II-specific.
GCCUGCGGGGGCCGGGGCCGGGGCCGUGGAGGAGCCGGGCCCCUGCGGCUGAGGCUGGCGGGAGAGGGGCCAGCGGAAGGGGUGUUCGGGGCGUGCGGCUGCGGCGGUUGGGUCUGCGCGGGCAGCGCCGGGGCCGCAGGCUGCUCGGCAGGUGCCGGCGGUGUGGACGGCCGCCGCGGCGACUCGGGGUGCUGCGAUUCUAGUUUCCGUGGACUAAUUGGCUUGUUUGAGAUAAAGAAGUCUCUGGAGCAAGGGUCCUGGGUGAAGAGAAUCCUGACCCGAGACCUUUAAUUUGAGCAUCAAGAUAAGAAUCCAAGAAGAUACACAGAGCCUGCAGUUUUCCCGAGAGCAGCAGAAAAUGACCAAGUCCCAGGGCCCGCCGUCGUUCGAGGACGUGGCUGUGGACUUCACGUGGGAGGAGUGGCGGCUGCUGGACUCCACGCAGAAGGCUCUGUACCGAAGUGUGAUGCUGGAGAACUUGAGCAGCCUUGUGUCCCUGGAAUACUGGAAAGUUGAUGAUUACAAAGCAUGGCACCAAGAAAUUCAAGACAGGAUUAAAAAAUUGGAACAAGUUCAUGAAAUGAAUGCAGGUGGAAAAAUAUUUCAGUCGAGCAUGAACCUUGCCCCUUUAAAGCAAAAAUCCAAUAAGCGUGUCUCAACUGGAAAACAUUUGAAAUAUUCACUAGAUUUAUUUACUCAGACUGGAAACAGUGGGAGAAAGAAAGCUGGGAAGGUCAGGGGAUAUGAGAAAUCCUUUCUCCAUAUUGCAUGUGAAAAAACUCCUGUUGGAGUAAAACACUAUGAAUGUACGGAAUGUGGAAAAGUCAUCAGCAGGAAGUCACGGCUCAUCGUCCAUCAGAGGACACACACAGGAGAGAAACCAUUCAAAUGCAGUGACUGUGGCAAAGCCUUUUCCCAGAAGUCACACGUCGUUACACACCAGACAGUUCACACAGGAGAAAAACGUUAUGGAGGUGAGUGUGGAAAGGCCUUCGCUAGAAAGUCACACCUCAUCACACACCAGAGAACUCACACGGGAGAGAAACCAUACGGAUGCAGCGAGUGUAGCAAAGUGUUCUCUCAGACCUCACAGCUCAUCAUUCAUCAGGAAGUCACACGGGAGAGAAACCCUAUGCCUGUAGUGAAUGCGGGAAAGCCUUUAGUGGGAAAUCACAACUCACCUCUCACAAGAGAACCCAUACAGACGAAAAGCCCAACAAAUGCAGUGAGUGUGGGAAAGCCUUCAGGGAGAAGUCAGGUCUCCGUAAGCAUCAGAGAAUCCAUUCAGGAGAGAAGCCCUACGGGUGCAGUGACUGCGGGAGAGCCUUCAGUGGGAAGUCACUGCUGCUUCGACAUCAGAAGACUCAUUCAGGAGAAAAGCCCUACGGAUGCAGCCAGUGCGGGAAAGCAUUUAUUUGGAAGUCACAGCUGCUCAUACAUCAGCGAACUCACACAGGAGAGAAGCCCUAUGGUUGUGGCGAGUGUGGGAAAGCCUUCUCCCAGAAGUCACACCUCCUCGUACAUCAGAGAAUUCACACAGGACAGAAACCCUAGAAACAGAGUGGAUGUGGGGCGCCCGGGGGGGCUCAUUCGGUAUGAAACUUUAAAGACACGUAUCAUAGCUAUAGUGAAAAGAAGGGCCAUCUGUACCCCAAUGUUCACGGCAGCAGUGGCCACAGUCAGCAAACUGGAAAGAACCAAGAUGCCCUUCAACGGAUGAAUGAACAAAGCAGAUGUGGUCCAUAUACACUAUGGAGUAUUAUGCCUCCAUCAGAAAGGAUGAAUACCCAACUUUUGUAGCAACAUGGACGAGACUGGAAGAGAUUAUGCUGAGUGAAAUAAGUCAAGCAGAGAGAGUCAAUUAUCAUAUGGUCUCACUUGUGAAGCAUAAGGAAUAACACAGAUGACAUGGGGAGAAGGAAAAGAGAAGUGAACUUGGAGAAAUUGGAGCAGGAGACAAACCAUGAGAGACUGUGGACUCUGAGAAACAAACGGAGGGUUUGGGGGGGGUUGGGUGAGCCUGGUGGUGGGUAUUUUGAAGGACACAUGUUGCAUGGAGCACUGGGUGUGGUGCAUAAACGCUGAAUUUUGGAACACUGAAAAAAAAUUAAAAAGAAAAAAGAUACGUAUCUGUGUGUAUAUGUAUGUUGGCAAUGACGACAGCCAAGUAAAAAGCCUGUUGCUUCAGAGGGAUAUAGGCCUUACGUUCCUGAGUAUGGCUACAUGUUAUACAUUUAUAUAUUCUUGUAGCACUUGUGAAAAUAAUCUGUGAGCAUGGUGUAUGUCGUGUUUAUGGCACGGCGUCUGUGAACAGUGCUGCACAGUGGGUAUCAUUUGUACCAUGACGGUAGAAGGUACCUACGCUGGGCCAAAUGAUGUAUUUCUUAUUUAACAAGUAGUAUAACUUAUAUUGCCAGAUACUUUUCGGCACACGUAAAUGAGUUUGAGAACUCUUACCGUGCUCUGUCUUCAAUAAUAGAAGCCAGAAUUUUUCGGUAAAAGCUCCUGCCUCCUCUGAGUGCCCAGUUUAUACACAGAACUGCUAUUCACGUUAGACGCGCAAAGGCAAGAAGACACGUGAGCAUGCGACGGAGUGAGCAACAGAGAAGCUCUGAAUAGCACUGCUCUUCAUCUGAAUGUGUGGGAAAUAAGGUUUGUAAAAGUAAAAGACCCACAAAGC